CCAAAAAACAGCAAAGAGACCGCAUGUCAUGUUUAAGGAAAAGGCAGUGAUUAACCACGAGGUCAGUUUACAUACCUUCCUGUCAAGUCAAGUUUGUCAAAAUCAUUUUUAUGGUCGUAUUUUUGUAAGAGUGGGUGAUUUUAGUUUUAGAAUUGUAUACAUAACUUUGGUGAAUGGGAAAUGGUGAAAUCUUCAGUUGCAUGUAACCACGAAUGGACGAUCAGGGAAUCUCGAUGGCCGUACGAUGAAUAUUACAUUGGUAACAGAGAUGAGGAUGACCGGAGAAAUGGUCAAGGGGAAAACCACUGGACGGGGGCUGAGUCAAUAGAAUGGUACACGGGUCAAUUUCUCCGAGACACGAUGCACGGCGAUGGUGACUAUCGGUGGCGCUACCAACACCCCGACGGAGCCUUCACCACCUACGAGGGAAAGUUCUUCGCCAACCAGAUGCAUGGAUACGGAGUCAUGUCGUAUGCUGAUGGCCGGGUCUUCACAGGUUUGUUCUACAAAGAUGUUCGAUGGGGCCCAGGAGUAUGUCGGUUGUUAGGUCUUCGCUGCAACGUGGGUCUAUGGAGGGGUACGCAACUAGCUCGCAUGACCUGGUGUCCGCAUGGACCCAGCAUCACACCAGACUUCAACGCCGGGCCCAAAGGACCUGCCUUCUUGGACGACUUCCGGGUUAUAUUGGCUAGAAAAACCAGAAUCAUUGGUCAAACAAAUAGCGCAUUAGAGUUGCUCAAGCAAUCAGGGUGUGAUCCACAAAUAGCCACUAAACUCUGGCCCAAACUGUACCCGAAGACUUGCAAUGACCUGGACAGUGUGCUGUGUUAUAAAGACGCAUUUGAACGAGAGUACUACAAGGGAAAAGUAAGGUCACUUGAGGAAGUUAGUGAUGGACCAAAAUCGGAUGACAGCGGUGAGCUAAUCGGCGAAGAUACUGACGAAAACAACGAACCUAUACCAAAGGCAUACUUUGCGUGGAACAACAACGCGAUGAUACGGCAUAUGAUGAAACAUACCUACCAGCACGAGGCGCAGAGAGCUAGGUUCAAGGUAGAUCUGGAGAGAAUCCUCAAUGGUUCCAGAAAGCUGUACAGGCUGGCGGGAAAACAUGAGUACGAUUGCAGAACAUUACUCAUGGCAAGUUACUUGGGCCACAUUUUGAAUGUUGCUCAGCUCAUCAACGAGGAAUACGUUUACCCUGAUGUAUGUGAUAUGCAAGGAAAUACUGCUAUGAUGUAUGCCACUUGUGGAGACCAAACUGAUAUAAUACGCUUCCUGGUUGAAGCUGGAGCCAAUGUUGACAGCUUUAACGAUUCGUGCUGCACUCCCCUGGCCAUGGCUCUUAUCAGAUACCUGUGUCUCUGCCUUGACAUCGGCCCUAUGGCUAUAGUUCAAACUUUACUUCCACCAGCGCCACCAAAAGCGGAGAAAGGUACUGUACCAGAAGAACGCAAAGCUACCGAAUGGCUUAUAAAACGUGAACAGGUUUGUCAGAACGUAAUAGAGCCUACGAAAGUUACUAAAUCCGCAAGCGUUAAGAAAUUAAAAUCGACAGGAUCCUUAGCAAAGACCAGUACUACAGCAAUUAAAAAGAAAUCUGUUUUUCCGAAGCCACGUACCUCUCUUCUUGCACCAGAAUAUAACUCAGAUGAUGAAGUGUUCACCGAAGAUAAAAGGAUGUUUGUGAAUAUUGCACACGAAUAUGAGAUCAGAGUCAAUAAUGUUUUUAUGAAUGCGCCGACCGCGAAGGGUAAUAUAGCCAGUAUUUUUCAAGUAAAUGAUAUGAUGAGAGAAAUAUCAGAGGCAGAAGGCGAAUUCCAAAAAGCGAUGGCAACGACCACCGACAAACAUCCAAAGAAGUCUGUGUCAAAAACUGCGAAGGACACAGUGAAGGGCAAAGAAAUCUGGGAGGAUAUUGAGAAAGACCAAAUUUCUUUAACAAGUGGAGAGAAACUUAAAUUGGAAAUGCAAACAAGAAUCCAGUUCACAGUUUUGCAGCUGCUCGCUGACGGAGCAGAUCCGAAGAUGGUGCGGUGUCCCCAACCAGCGAUAUUGCUGGCUAUGAAGUCUGGAUCAACAGAGCUUGUGCAACAUAUCGUGGCACAUGGCGCUGAUAUUAAUGAAAAAUUUCCUGAAUUUCUAGACUACACAGCAUUGGACAUAGUUAUAUCAGAACCGUUGUCGCCUGGUAAUGUAGAUAUGAUCAAAACCAUGCUGGAACUUGGGGCUGACGUCCAUCACCGACUGCACUCAGCUGAACUCCUGCAAUCCGCCUCGAUGCUCGUGAAUGUUACUGGGCCUACACUAAUGCAUGCAGUCCUGGCUAAGAAGACGGAAUUCGAUUUUGAGGAAGAUAUACGCAGUAUAAUCCUGGAGCUACUUUUACGAUAUAAUGCGGAUCCCAGCGCCCAGUACAACGGGAGAUCUCCCAUAGACUUCGCAAUGCUUAAGAGGGUAGACCUUCUAGAGGUCUUUAUUAAGAGCGGCUCUAACCUCAACACAAUUAUCAAUGACAAAAACCAGACAAUCCUGGUCAAGAUGUUCUCUGAAGAAUAUUUCAGGAAUCCCAAUUUUAGUCAUAGUCCCGAGAGAGUACCUGUUCUAACGGACUUGCUUCUCUAUGGCGCCGAUCCAUUGAUUGAAUGCUACGACGGAGAAGAUAAAUUUGGCAACAUAUUUGAGUUCGCUAAAAAAACUCUCAACAUCAUAGCGCCAGCGCCAGCACCAGCAAAACAAUCCGCGGUUGAAGUUGUUGAAAAACCCAAAGGAAAAGGAAAAGAUGCUAAAGAUGCAAAAAAACCUACUAAAGAAAAGAGCAGAUCGGCAACAGAAGUGGGAAAGAAGAAGUCGAUAAAGGACAAUCAGGAGUCGCUGGACUACUUAGAGGCUCUGGAUCUGAUGAGGGAGUGUGCCCGGUUGCUGCACACCAGGUGGCUUCAGGCCAAACUGAUGAAGGAACUCAUUAAUGUCAUUUAUAAAUUUAAACACAGACCUUGGAACAUGAUAAUAAAGGAACACAAGAACGGAUCUAACGUGGGUCUUUGGUUAACGACACUCCGGUGCCUAGAAAUAUGGGAAGUCCUCAAAACUACUAAGAGGAAACAAUAUAACAACGAGAGGAUUCUGAAACAUUUGCUAUGCAUCGUGCAGUUUUACCAAAAAAGGUUGAAGGCCAGGUUGAGUAUAUUACCACCGAUGACUGCGAUGGAGAAGAACACGAUAGAAUCAGAUGUAGGGUAUUUGAUAAAGGAACAUAAAAAUGCAGCUGCGUUGGCGAAAGAAGCCGAAGCUUGGAAGAAACUUUACGUGAAACCUGAAUUAGACUACAAGGCCGACAAUAAAUUCCAAGUGUGCUUCGAAUGUUCACUGCGUCUCACAGAAGAGAGUAUUAUUUGUGACAGUUGUGAUCUCGUUUCAUUUUGCAACUUGGAAUGCAUGCACCAGAACGUCGAGAGAGCCAAUUGUCACCCGUGCAGCGAAUACCUUGCCGAAAAGUAUUUCCCGCCCGUUGAAUAACUAAAAUUUUUUUCUAUUAAUUAUACAUAAAUACAUUAAUAUUAUGAAUGUUUUUUUCCUAUUGUAAGAACCGAAUACUUACCUGUACAUUUAA
Molecule: messenger RNA, 3613 nt
Organism: Pectinophora gossypiella (pink bollworm)
Lineage: Eukaryota; Metazoa; Arthropoda; Insecta; Lepidoptera; Gelechiidae
Product: ankyrin repeat and MYND domain-containing protein 1-like
Exons: 15
Coding region: 181-3519 (1112 amino acids)
Molecular function (GO): protein binding
Source: RefSeq, a predicted model, not a curated record